AUGCCUCGUCCGAGGAGGCCUGGCGCGCCAGAGCCAAAACGAAGAUCCCGUAAAGGGUGUUGGCCGUGCAAAGCGCGCAAAGUCAAAUGUGGUGAAGAGAAACCAUCUUGUCUUAACUGCAGGCGUCAAAACGAGCCUUGUGACUAUAGUAUCAGGCUGAACUGGGAGGGAAGAACAAGGCGAAAAUCCUCCGUGGGGUCUCCAAGUUCCCAGUCCAGCGGGCACUCUGGUCAUUUCCUCUCUUUGGCUCUCUUGUCCUCUGAGACGGCUUCAAGGGACUCCCUGGAAUCCAGCCAACCAUUCAACAGCCCGCGAGAAACAAGUUCGCAGACCUUGCUAUGGGACAUGGCGCAUGGAGGAAUUGUGGCACCAGAGGCGUCUCGCUCUAGAAGUCUACAUAGCGUCCCUGAAACUGCAUCCUCUCCCGCUCUCUCUGGGAGAUUAAUCAAUAAUUCCAGCCAGAUGAAUGGUAGGAACGCAGUAGGAAUUGAAUUCCCCUCACGGAUGAACGAUCCAAUAAGCCCAUGGCCAGAGCUGUCCCCGAGGAUCAUGGCGAUGCCCCAGGAGGCGUUCUCUCCCCAUCUCGCAUAUUCCCAUGCCACGGAAGACAUCUCUUACCCUUCGCCAGCGGAUACCAGUUCUAGUAUUGGAUCCUUUGCCACUCUUAACUUCUCUGUUGGCUCCUCCGUCACGCCGGUCUCCUUCAUGCCGCAGUCAACAAUGGGACCAGAUCCAUCUAUAGGCCAUGCUUCUUUGGUGCAGUCAAAUCGAGCGAGCGAUCAACCUGGAUUGGGAAUAGUCUCACAUGCAAUCCACAUCGCUCAUCCUUUUGCUGUCGCCGAGGAAGUAAUCCAGACGGAGAGAAGAUCUUCUGUGAACUGUUCCAGCUUGUCCAGCGUACCUCCAGUCGACCCCGCUUUGCAGAUCGACAAUGGCCGUCAUACCGACACAUACUUCAAUAAGAUCAUGAAUGACCCUCUUCCAAUCUCAGAGUGCAUGUCAAGCUAUCGGCAGGUUCCUGCCCAGUCCCCUCAGAUAUCAUCUCCAGGCGUCAUUAUUGAUCGUAAUACCAACCCGCCCGCCGGGCAUCCUACCCCGGAGCAGAGAUGGCACGUCUACCUGACCACUGUGACAGACCAUUAUGGCUUGGAUCAUGGCCGUCCUGACUUGGAUCUCAACAAUAUGAAUGACCAUUCCGCCAUUGAUAUCAAUUAUGCUUUGGAUCUGAUCAAUCCGGGGCAUCAAACUCAUGUGACGGUGGAAACAGACCCCUCGGACCAGGAAUCUCCGCGCGUCACCAGCUAUGGGUACUACGCGGCCCCUGUUCCCAUCAAUAUCCCGCGAUAUCUGUCACCAGUGCCGUCUACAUUGGUAGAAACUCCUAUUAACCUGAUGUACUUUCAUCAUUUCCUAAACCACACAGCCAAGAUGCUUGUUGCACACGAUUGUGGUGACAACCCAUUCAUUUCUGUCCUACCAUCGAUGGCCAUUAGUGAUUCCAACAUCCUGAACUUGGCUCUAGCCUACUCCGCCAGUCAUCGCGCCAGAUAUCUGAACCAUCCCGAACCUGCCAACAGGAUAGCACACUGGGUCAGCAAUGUCUUCCCGACUCUCCGCAUGGCUUUGGAAGAUUCAGACAAAAAUAUCACGGACAACCAUCUUGCCGCCGCAAUCAUGCUCUUGUCUCUGAAGAUCAUCUCGCCAACCACUUUCGAGGUGCCCAUACCAUGGCAGAGCCACCUGAAGCUCGCCCGUGAUCUUUUUCUCGCACGCGGAGUGCAGAUGGCGUAUGCCGGAAACCGAGUGGGGGCCUUCCUUGCGCGCUGGCUGGGGUAUAUCGAUGUUCUCGGGGCUCUCUCCUGUCGGCAGAACGAGGCCCCUCUGUUCAUGUACCAGUCCAUUAUCAACACAUGCUGUCCACCUGGAGCAAAUGAUGAAGACGUCGUGGACUGCUUCACCGGAUAUACGCCGAAGACGAGUAUGUUCUUGUCGCAAGUGGGUAAAUUGGUUUACGAGUGCGAUAGCGGCCGCUUUGAUGAUCUGGGGAAUUUCAACCCUAGCUGGAGACCGUCACCGGAUGUGAUCGCCGCAGCUGAAUCUCUGCUUGCGGAGUUUCACGUUGACGAUAUGCUCGCACACGUCAGCAAUAGCCAUCAGCAACACUUGGCAUCGGCAGACACUCUCGCUAUCGAUCGAGCAUUCCGAUAUGCUGGACUGCUGCACCUUUAUCGCCGCGUACUGUGCAACUCAUCUGCGUCCUCUGCCGUCACGGGAGCGUUGACUGCAUUGCUGGACGCGCUGGAGCAGAUCCAACCCGGCGGUGCCGCGGAGGCGGGUGCCUUAUUUCCGUUGUUCACUGCGGGUUGCGAAACACGGGACUCUCAUCGGAGGGUUAGCAUCAUGGAGCGGAUCCAGAGCCUAGAAAAGAACGGCAUGAAACAGAUUCAGAAUGCUCGUGCUCUCAUGCAGCGUUGCUGGGAUGAGGAUAUACCCUGGUAUACUUUGGCACAGGGGGAGUUCUUGGGGUAG
Aspergillus clavatus NRRL 1 is the source of this 2529-nucleotide messenger RNA. RefSeq names its product Zn(II)2Cys6 transcription factor. Lineage: Eukaryota; Fungi; Ascomycota; Eurotiomycetes; Eurotiales; Aspergillaceae. The record is from RefSeq and is a predicted model, not a curated record. The transcript is spliced from 5 exons. Gene Ontology annotation, cellular component: nucleus. Gene Ontology annotation, biological process: positive regulation of transcription by RNA polymerase II. The coding region runs from base 1 to 2529 and encodes 842 amino acids. Gene Ontology annotation, molecular function: transcription cis-regulatory region binding; DNA-binding transcription factor activity, RNA polymerase II-specific; zinc ion binding.